This is a messenger RNA of Anopheles moucheti, 1956 nucleotides long. RefSeq names its product trans-1,2-dihydrobenzene-1,2-diol dehydrogenase-like. The coding region runs from base 308 to 1324 and encodes 338 amino acids. Lineage: Eukaryota; Metazoa; Arthropoda; Insecta; Diptera; Culicidae. The record is from RefSeq and is a predicted model, not a curated record. Gene Ontology annotation, molecular function: nucleotide binding. The transcript has 4 exons.
UGUUCCGGCAUGGAUGUGUGGAUGUACAGCUGUAUAACGAAGGAAGUAUAUUUGCUAUCAAGUGUGGAUUAUUUUGCGAAUUAAUUUCUAACAUCGUAUCAGGCAUCGAUAACCUAUUGAUGCUAUGCUCUCGACAAGUGGUUUUCUAACCUUGCACGGUAUCAGAACCAUAAAUAGUGCGAUUCCGCAACGAACAGUCACCUUCAUCAACUGAAACUUGAAACUCUGUCUGUGCAGUGACAAUCGAUACGUGACAGGUAUAACACUACUAGCUGCUGUGAAAACUGCAUUUUGCUAGAGGGAAAAGAUGGCACCACUUCGUUGGGGAAUUGCAAGCGCCGGCAAGAUUUCACACGAUUUCACAAAUGCCGUCGGAACGCUACCGGCAACGGACCAUCUAGUGGUGGCUGUAGCUGCUCGGAAACUGCAGGAUGCUGAAAACUUUGCGGCCCAGCAUGGUAUCGGAACGGCUCACGAAGGGUAUGAGGCGUUGGCAAAAAAUCCAAACGUUGAUGUCGUUUACAUUGGGGCGGUUAAUAACGCACACUACGAGUUAGGGCUGUUGAUGCUGGAGCACGGAAAGCAUGUGUUGUGUGAGAAGCCGCUCUGCCUGAACGAAGGCCAAUCGAGUCGACUGGUCAAGCGAGCGGCUGAGCGGAAACUCUUCCUGAUGGAAGGUAUUUGGUCGCGGUUUUUCCCCUUCUAUCGUCAGCUUCGGGAGCGUAUUGCCCGUGGAGAUUUGGGCGAGAUUCGCGAGGUGGAGGUCGAGUUUGGAUUUGUACUGUCCGACAUCGAUCGCUUGCGGCUGAAAAGUCUCGGAGGUGGUACCGUGCUGGAUCUAGGUGUCUACACGAUCCAGGUGUGCCUGUGGGCUGUCGGUGGCAAAGCUCCCGAAAAAGUGGUUGCAUCUGGUAUAACCAACGAUGAUGGUGUUGAUGUGGAGGUAACCGCAGAAUUGCACUUUCCUGGCGGCACGAUUGCACGUAUGAAAACGAGUGCUUUGCGUCAGCUGAAGAAUGUCGCAAUAGUGCGUGGCAGUAAAGGCAGUGUAACGCUGCAUGAUUUCUGGUGUCCAUUGAAGCUGACCGAUGUGGAUGGUACAACACGCGAAGAUACGUUACCUACCGCUCGACAUCCUUUCAACUUUAUGAACAGUUGUGGUUUACGAUACGAAGCAGAGGAAAUAAGGCAAUGCAUUGCAGCUGGUCGACUGCAAUCGACGUCAGUAUCACAUGCAGAUAGUUUGACGAUUGCACAUAUUCAAGACGACAUACGGAAGCAGAUUGGAGUGACCUUCCCGGAAGAUACCCAUUUCGCUAUAUAAUGGUUCAAGCUUUGUAAGAAGUCGAUAGAAAGAAAGGGAAUAAUGUAUAACCUAUUUUAAUUAUUGGCACAUAUUCAUCCAAAUCAUAACGAUACAUAUUCAAUGAUUAAUACAAAGUACCUUAGAAGUACCUGGAUCAAAAAUUGUAAGUUGUUUAACACGACUAAGCCCUGCAUGAAAUGCAGAUGAACAAGCUUCCACCAUUAUAAUUCGAAUAUGCUGUGGGCUUCCCCCUGUGGACACUGAUCACAAUAUUCAACGAUCACUAGAAGCCCCACGAUAUGGAGAUGGUUUACAUGAUUGAGUUAUUGAUUAGUUCCGAAUUUUACGACAGGUUGUAUCAAAUUGAGAUAGUUAUAAUAGAGUAUGGAAUUUAGGAAAGCAAAUUUCAUAUUACAUGAAAUUCAAGUUUAUUAUUAGAUAUCAAAUGCACCUAUGGAGUUUCUUUUUUUACUUGCGAACUGGCGUUUCAUUGUGUAACUUGUUUCAUGGUUUUGUGGUCACUGUCAACACUGUCACUGUGUUUUGUUUGAAUGAUCAUUUUUAAUCGAACAAAAUAUCUUCAUUACUUCAAUACAUGCUUUAAAAAUAUCUCAUGCUAAAUUUAUUUCCAUAUUUUCUCAGCAAAUAAA